Messenger RNA from Sitodiplosis mosellana (orange wheat blossom midge), 5781 nucleotides. Its product is annotated as small G protein signaling modulator 1-like. Gene Ontology annotation, molecular function: GTPase activator activity. Gene Ontology annotation, biological process: activation of GTPase activity. NCBI's taxonomy places the organism in Eukaryota, Metazoa, Arthropoda, Insecta, Diptera, Cecidomyiidae. The transcript is spliced from 12 exons. Bases 561 to 3992 code for a protein of 1143 amino acids. The record is from RefSeq and is a predicted model, not a curated record.
AAACAACAAAAAACCAUGACCAGUUCAGCUUCGACAAACAGCGGGUGCGAAAACGAUUUUCAUUACGCCGUCGAGCAAUUUAGUGUGUGCGGUCUCUCUGAAAUUACGACGCAUAUUUUUCGUUCUCCAGCCACUGGACGUUUUCAUUGAAAUCGAUAAAAGUUGUUUGUUUCUUCGUUAUUCUAAUUUACAUUCAAAACUUAAAUCUCAGUCUUCUCAACAACAAACGAGAAAAUCGUUUAAUUUUAAUCAAAUUCGCUGUUUGUGAAGUAUUUAUCGCGAAAGGAAAACGGAAGCAGAUGUUUAGAAAAUCGCAAUAAAUUUACAAGUUUUUUUUUUUUCUAAAUAAAAUCAAACGAAAUCGAAUUCAAUUAAUCUAUUAAAAUUGACAUUUUUUUUCGUUGGAAAAACCAAUCGAAUCGAAUCAAAAACCAAAAUAAAAGUUACUGUAAUGGUCAAGUGGCUGUGAAAAAGUGCAAACGUCACUAAAACUAAAAUUAGAACCUUUUAUCAUUUGAACCAAUUUUUGUAUCAUUCAAUAAAAUCCAACAACAUUCGAUAUGUCUGGUCAGUCAGAAGCACUUGAUUUCAAAGAGCGGCUGGUGGCUACGGUCAAAAAAGAAGUGAAGCAAGUGAUGGAGGAAUCGGUCACUAGGAAAUUUGUGCAUGAGCAAUCAGCGUCGGUGACAUCAUUGUGCGCGGCUGUCGAAGCUUGUUUGAGUCAAGGAUUACGUCGACGAGCACUUGGUUUGUUUAAAACAUCAUCGACGACCGCACUUUUGCAUAAAGUAGCCAAACAUUGUUCAGAAGCCAAUUACAUCAGCAAAAAAGUGUUGGAUAUUGAAAAUGCCGAUCCAACGAAACGCUCAUCGUCAAGCAGUGAUAGCACAAGCAAACCACCGAUUCUCAAGAAAAAUAGCAACACAUCUAUUACAAAUAAUGCGAGUCCACCACCUCAAACCGUUCGAUACCUGUGGAUACGUUUGGCAUUGUACGAAAAGAAAUUGGCACGCAUCAUUGAUCACUUGGUGACAAAUGCAACGCGCUAUUAUGAACGCGAUUCAUUGGUGGCCGAUCCAGAUUUUGGCUCGAUUUUAAGUUCGCUACUUGUUGGACCGUGUGCAUUGGAUUACACACGCGCCAAAGCGGAGCAUUUUUGGACCGAUCCGCCAGCGGAUGAAUUGAUACAAAGACAUCGCAUCAGUUCUGGUAAUCCGACACCACCGUCGUGUCGUCGACCAAUCAUGAAUUUUAAACGAAGCUUGCACAGUUCAGAAGAUGGUAGCACCAGUUCAUUCAAAUCGAAUUCAACGGCAACGGCUGCUAAGGACUACGUUGAAUCGUUGCAUCAGAACGCUCGAGCCACAUUGCUCUAUGGCAAAAACAAUGUGCUCGUCCUUCCGGUGUGUAGUAUACAUGAUAAAAAAGAUGUUACGAAGCCUUUGCCGGGCUAUUUGAGCCUUCACCAAACACCGAAUUCGCUAACGAUCAAGUGGACACCCAACCAGCUAAUGAACGGCUACACUGAAAAUGAUCCGAAUGACACUACCUCGUAUUGGGACUAUUCCAUGAACAUUAACGUGGAAGAUAUAGUUUAUGUACACUGUCACCAGUCGAGUGGUCAAGACACAGGGGGCACAAUUAUUUUAGUUGGACAUGAUGGCGUUCAACGUUCACCAAUUAUUUUUCCCGAAGGUGGCCAUAUGGCAUCGUUUUUGUCUUGUUUAGAGACCGGUUUAUUACCACAUGGUCAAUUGGAUCCACCGAUUUGGUCGCACAAAAGUAUUGGCAAAUUAUUUCCAUGGGCUUCGAAAAAUAAACGCAAACCAUUGCCACUUGUUAUGGAAUCGGAAGAGGAUGUUCCGAUCGAUUAUGUUUUUCGCAUUGUAAACAAGUCAAACAACGAAGAAUUUCGUGAGUUUUUAUCCAAAUUCCAAGUCAAUCAUCUUCGAAACAAAUUGCAAUCAGUUACAAGCGCAUCAAUUUUGGAUCUGGGACGCACAAGCCCGAGACGAUCUCAUCUCAGUAGCUCGUCCACCAAUGAAAGCAGUGACAGCUCCAAUAAGAGUCUAUCGAUAGAUAAUUAUGCACCAGACAGCCCGUUAGUCAUUACCACAAAUCAAACGGCAAGCAUUGCAUUGGUUUGCACAACAAUGCGCAAGCAAAUAAUAUCGAGAGCAUUUUAUGGCUGGUUGGCAUAUUGUCGCCACCUUUCAACUGUGCGAACUCAUUUGUCGGGAUUGGUCAAUGGUAGAAUUACUCCGGAAAUUGGAGCUGAACAAGGAUUAACAAAAGAUGUGUGGAAUACGUUGAAUGUGAAUGGUGUCAUCAGCGAUUCAGAAGAAGUAUAUCGUUUGGUUUAUUUUGGAGGAUGCGAGCAUGAUAUUCGCAAAGAAGUGUGGCCAUUCCUACUCGGCCAUUAUUCGUUCGGUUCAACGGCCGAAGAACGUGCCGAGUUGGAUGAAACCAGUCGCCAUUACUAUGAGACAACAAUGAGUGAGUGGCUCGCAGUUGAGGCUAUUGUGCGGCAACGUGACAAAGAAAAAACAGCGGUUGCUGUUGCGAAAUUGAGCUCCGAAAGUGGGAGUGAUCAGCAGCAAAAGACGAAACAACCAUUAGACGCAGACAAUGAUAUUGAAAAUGAUGUGUUCGAGGAGAAUGGCUACUCGGACUUGUCCGAUCAAGACGAUUAUGUGGGCAGUCAGCCGAGGAAGGAUAGUGACGAGCCAGCAGUUGCUGCAGCAGAUGAAGUGGUAAUUGAAAAGCCAAGCCGUGUAAAUAAGAGUAGUACCGAUUCGGGUAAUGUUCCUGAUGGCGUCGACGAAGAAAAUGAGCAAGAAGAAAGCAAGGAAAUUGAGAAAAAUGCGAAAAACGACGCAGAACCGGAAAAUAAGCUGAAACCAGAGGAUUUGCCAAAUCUGAAUUUUGACAAAGAAUCAGAUGAAUUCAAAUUGGCCAUAGAAGAAACGAACAGCAAUAAGAGCUCACCUUCAUCGUCAUCAUAUGAAACGGUGGCCAACGAUUUCGUCGACUUGAUUGCACAAAUCGAAGACAUAGCCAUCGAUGACAAUGAUAUAAAUGAUCUAAAUGUUUCAUCGCCUACAACGAAUCAACCGCACUCGGUCAUUAUUACAGAUGCGUCAAUCGAUAUCGUCAAUGUUCAGCGAGUGGAAACGAAAUAUGAAAACGAUGCGGAAAAGGACGAACGCAAUUUAUCGACAUUGCAUGAGGAGAUUGCGGGUCAAUCUUCGUUGGACGCAUUACAAGAGCCGAAAUCUGCAUGUGUAUCACCGGCCAGUGAAAACGGUGGAAUUUAUAGCGGUGAAUUAUUGGAGACAUUCGGCUUGAAUUUACACCGCAUCGAAAAAGAUGUACAGAGAUGUGAUCGAAACUACUGGUAUUUUGCCAAUGAGAAUUUAGACAAAUUGCGAAAUGUUAUUUGCACAUAUGUGUGGGAGCAUUUGGAGGUUGGUUAUAUGCAAGGAAUGUGCGAUUUGGUCGCCCCACUAUUGGUUAUUUUUGAUGAUGAAUCCAUGAGCUACAGCUGCUUUUGUCGUCUAAUGGAACGCAUGAUUGAAAAUUUUCCAAGUGGAAAUGCGAUGGAUAUGCAUCUGGCCAAUAUGAGAUCUCUCAUUCAAAUACUAGACUCGGAAAUGUAUGAUACGAUGAUGAUGUACGGUGACUAUACACAUUUCUACUUUUGUUACCGUUGGUUUUUGUUGGAUUUCAAGCGUGAACUUGUUUAUACGGAUAUUUUCCUUACGUGGGAAAUGAUUUGGGCGGCCAAAUUUGUAGCAUCAUCACACUUUGUCCUUUUCAUAGCACUUGCUCUACUUGAAACCUACCGUGACAUUAUAUUAUUAAACAGCAUGGAUUUCACCGACGUGAUCAAAUUCUUCAAUGAAAUGGCCGAGCGCCACAACAUGCCCGAGGUGCUAAAAUUAGCUCGAAACCUUGUUCUCCAGUUACAAACCAUCAUUGAAAACAAAUAAGUGGAUGAUAAUAAUAAUAAACGGAUAGCUAGGGAAGUGAAAGCUAAAAUGUGUCGGAAAAAAAGAAAAAAAAAAAGAAGAAGAUCAGAAAGCUUGAAUUUAUGGAAAUGAUUUUAGAAACUAGCAACAUCAUUUUUAGAGCUUACAAACAAAAAGAAAAACCACUGAUAAAUAUUUCACAACUCAAAUAUCGUGGAACAAAAAAACAAAAGAACAAACAAUUUAGUGAAGAACGAUUCCAUUCACAGAGUAGACAUUCAUACACAAUUCAUGAACAAUUUAAAAGAAACUACGACAGGAGAUGAUUUUUUUUAACAUUUUGUCUACACAUAUAUUUUUUAUAAAUGUUUUUUCAGGCUAAAACUUUUCCAGUUUUAUUAUCGUAUAGCAAAUGAGAAUGGCAAUCUAAAGCAGCCGGCUCAACGAUCGAUUAUUAUACAAGUUGCAAACAAGACUUAUUCAGCUAUAAAAUAGAAAUGACAUAAUCUGUAUAUUUAACAAUAAAUGUGUCCAAAUAGAAUUUCAUGUUCAUUCCAUCGUAUCAUGCAUAUAUAUGCAUUGAAUGCAAUUUCUUGAAAUUGUCAACACACAAAAAACAGAAAAACAUAAUACCCAUCUUAAUAGAAUUUGAUCACCAAAAGUUGUGUAUAAUCAGCCAAAAUUCAGGUGAACAUGAAAUCAUCAAUGACAGUGACUAAAUAAUAAGUGAAAAAGAGAUUAUGGAAUCGUUGAAAGUAGUCCAAAUCUUCGAAUUUUAUUUAGACCAAAUCAAUUUUCUAACUGAUUAAAAAUCCUCUCUAAACAUUUCAUAUCAGAUGAGAAAUACUAUUUAAUAAAUUUUUUGAAUUUGAACGUUUUGGUUUGAUUGAUAUUAGGGGACAAAAUUUGACAGCCAAUCUUUCUUUUUCAAAAAAAAAACAACCAUUCCAGAUCAAAACAUCAUCGUCUAUCUAAUAAAUUAAAGAAAAGAAAAUAUUUUAACUAAACUCUCAUUUCGGCCCAUUUGUCUCAUUAUGUUUUGUUUUUCGGGAUUCAAAGUGCCACUAAAUUUAUAUGUUGAAGAUCAAUUAAAUAAAUUCACAUUGGAUAUGACAUAGAUUCAAAUUUAAAUAAAAAAAAUUAAAGUUACUAAACAACCAAAUAUUUUUGUGUACUGAAAUUAAACUAUUCGUGAGAGUUAUCGGAUUUUAAGCUUCAUAAAAGAAACUAUACAUUGUUAAUUUUCAUUAGAGAAACAUGAUAUACAAUAUAUAUAGUUGGCAUGAGCCAAUGGAUACUAUUUGAGUAUGGCCAAUUUCUACCUGUUAUUUUAGCAUAUUAUAACAAUUUCUGUUGAAACUUUAGAGCAUUUAAAAUUUUAGAGCAUAACAAAAAAUACAUAUUUUUAUGAAUGUAAAUGUGCAGAUAAUCAUACGAUUGAAGUGGAUUUCUUUCGAAUGAUUUGCAACCAAAUUAAAACGCUUGUCUCAUCGAAAGCAUUUGAUUCUCUCUAAUUUUUUGGUUUGUAAAUGAAAACAUCGAAUCGAAUGGUGUAGGUUCUUUGCUCGAAUAGAAAAAAAAGCAUAUAAAUCGAAGGUCAAAAUGAUUUAGCACUUAUCAGUUCUUCAGUUGUUACUAACUCUCUUGUGUGUUAUUAUGUGUAGCUAAAUCAUACAUAGGUCAUACACAACAAAACAAUAUGUAAAUAGCUGGGUGAAAAUACAAGUUUACACAGUCCCAACUGUAUCAACAUCCUUUCUGUAUCUGCAAAACAUAAAAUCACAAAUAUAUACCUACUACCAUCAAUUAA